UGAACCGCACGAAUUGAUUUCAUAAUGAUGAGCGCCUAAGAGAAAAAUGGCCGUGUACACAUCCAAUUAGCGUGGCGGGAAAAUAUCUACGCCGUUUCCCUCCAUUCCUCCUUUUGAUAAUACAAAUACAACGGCUUAUCUAAUGGACAAUCCAGCCGACGUCACGGCCGGAGUCACUGAUCUCCGAACGCCGCCGCCGUCAUCGCGACUUCGCCGGCGAUUAGUUCAGUCCACAUUGUUCCCGCACACAUCUCCCGACACUGCCACCGCCGGCGAUAAUUGUGACCGAGACGACGAUCGCGAUGACGACGAAGAUGAGGAGUAUUGUGGUGGCAGUCUGAAGAAGAAGACGAAGAAGAAGCCACGAAAGACAAAAGCAAUUACGCCCAAAUCGCGGGCGUCGAAGAAGGUUGUAGUAACUAAUAAGGAGGUUCCAAAGAAGGGUGUAGCUGAUGAAGAAUCUCCGAUAACUAACAAGUCUAAUUUCUUUGUAAAAGUUUCUGAGAAACGACAACAAAAAAUACAGCAAAAAGAUCAAUCUUGUGUUGGUUCGGUGGAGGAUGAUAAUAAAUCUAGUUCACACGAGGAUGUUGCCAAAUGCAGUUCGCCUCCCGACUCUAAAGCCAAUGAUGAAAAGAGUCCUCAGCGGCGCAAGCGUCGUUGUAGUGCUACACCAGAGAAUCAAGGUACUAGUGCUACACGUAAGAAGCGCCGUGUAAGUGCAACACCUGAAAAGCGUGGGAAGAAUACUACACCAAAGCAAAAAGUGGUAGUCAGCGGCUCAAACGGAAAAUCUGAGCAGAUAAGGGAUCCCACACAGGGUGAACAUACAUCACAAUUAAUUCCAAAUUUGCGUUUAGAGGCAAAACUGAAAGCUGAGGAAAAUUCACGAAUAUAUGGAGGAAGACAAAUACAUCCAUUUUUCUCGUCCAGGAAAAUGGUCAAGAGAAAUCAGAAUGGAACUGAUGAGAACAAUUGGUCAUUGGUUGAUAAGAAGGAUAAAAGCAUCACUGUUAGACCUAUUCACGUGUUUGAACAAGUCAAGGACGAUGAUUUCUCCCCAGAUUGGGGGCAGUGGGUUUUUCUUGAAAGUAAAAGCUCCAAUUGUGACUUUAAAAAUGAACUGCCGACUUUUAAUGAAAGACCAGUCAAGUCGUUACAUUUUGACAACUUAUUUACGAUCUCUGGUCGGCAGAGUAAUGGUUCUUCAGAUUCCUGUCCUAUUCAAGUUGAUGAGGUGCUUUUGCAUCAUUCUCCUAAUAAUCAAGAUUGUUUUCCUAAUGCACCAUACCCGGUAUUGAUUGAUGAGCAAGUGCCCCUUUGUGAAAAAUCAGUGGAGAGGGAAGCGAAUCAUAAUAUGAGCGACGUUAGUAUGUGCGGAGUGGAUGAUGGUCGUGGACGAAACUCAACUGUUAAGAUGAUCUAUGGUCAUGAUUUGGUCAAUCAGCCUGAGAACAGCUUAUGGACAAAUAAGUACCAGCCUAAAUUGGCCAAUGAGAUUUGUGGCAAUGGCGAACCUGUGCAUUUUUUGAACAACUGGUUACGUCUUUGGCAUGAAAAAGGUUCUGGAACCAGCAAAACUCUUGUUGAUAUAUACAGAGCACAAGAUGCUGACUACUCUUAUACAAGUGAAUCAGAUUUUGAGGAUAUAGAGGAAGAAAAUCGUCUGAAAAAUGUUCUCCUAAUUACUGGACCAGUCGGGAGUGGUAAGUCUGCAGCCAUUUAUGCCUGUGCAAAGGAACAAGGAUUCCAAGUUAUUGAGGUCAAUUCUUCAGACUGGCGAAAUGGAGCUCUGGUAAAGCAAAGAUUUGGGGAGGCUGUAGAAUCACAUUGGCUGCAAUGUUCUGCAGAAAAUUCAGAACGACCAGUCAUAAAGAAUUUCUUCAAAUCCUUUCCUGUCUCUAGCAAUGCUACGACAGACCAAGGAAUCAGCAAUGACGUUACUGAACUUAUUUCUUUAUCAGAUGACGAAAUUUCUGGUAAUACCAGGAUGACACCUACGAAAUCUGUUGUUAAUAAAAGCAAAACUGUAAGAGAACCAAGUGGUAGUAGAACAUUGAUUCUCUUUGAGGAUGUGGAUGCUGAUCUCUGUGAAGACCGUGGUUUCAUUAGUACAAUACAACAGCUUGCGGAAACAGCAAAGCGUCCUAUGAUAUUGACUAGCAAUAGCAAAGAUCCAGUGCUUCCAAACAAUUUGGACAGGCUAGAGUUGAGUUUUAGUAAACCGUCAGUUGAGGAGCUUCUCUGCCUUAUAUCUAUGGUCUGCUCGGAAGAAGAAGUUACUAUUCCGCCUUGCCUGGUGAAGCGGUUUAUUGAUUUUUGUCAAGGAGACAUCCGUAAAACCAUUUUGCAGAUUCAGUUCUGGUGUCAGGGCCAAAGUUGCAUAAGAGAUAGAAAAAUAUUUGACGAAUAUGGUCUGAUGGUUUUUGAUCCGGAUGCUGCACAUAAUAUAUUACCAAAGAUAAUCUCUAGUUCUUACACUUCUCAACUCUCUGAGAUGGUGGAUAAGGAGAUCACCAAGUCACUACUCGAGAUGGAAGAAGCCUCUCACUUGACAGAAGAUGAAGAAGAUCUGAAGAUUAAUGAUUUGGGGACACUUACAUUUCAACCAAACAGUAUUGAUGCCAGAAAGGAGGCAAUGUUAUGCUGUCAUUGCUCUGAUCAGGAUGGUAAUGAAGUGCCAUCCCAGCCUGGCACUGCUUGUGAAUUAUCUGACGCUUCAGAUUCCCCAGUUGCGUUUGGUCGGCGAAGUGUAUGGAGAAGAACUGAUACAGUAUUGUCUUCUGAAUCUAGAGAGGAAUGUUCAAGUGACGGUUUUCCAGCUGUUCCUAGCAAAUUGUCAGGGGAUAUCGAUAGUGAAGCACACCUUGAAGGGAUUAGCAAGGCUCCCUCUCAUUGUUUUGCACCUGAAAUAUCCUCUAGCCCAGUGGCUGAGGAGCUAGUUCAUUCUGAUAGCGUGAAGGUUGAGGAUAGUUGUUAUCCCUGCGCAAUCACAGAAGAAUGUGUUCUGUUUAACGGUACAUGCAAAUCUGUUGAUGUCUCCUGUGUUCCAGAGUCAACGUGUGUUGCUGAGACUCAAAUAUAUUCUGAUGCAGUGUCCUGGGGAAAUGUUGAUAAUACGGCAGAAACUGCUUUUAUUAAAAAUAAUCUUCCACAUAGUGAUAUAAACUUGAAUAUAUCUCCAUCUGGAUUACAUGAAAUCCCAGUUUUGGUUGGAAAUGAUUAUGAUGCAAUUCCAGAUUCAGUUAUAAAGGUAGAUGAGAUCACAGAUUAUCACAUCAAUGGUGCAGAAAUGGCUUUAACCAAAUGUGAUUUUUCCGGUAAUGGUAUUGAUCUGAAUGCAUCGCCACAUGAAUUUCGUGAAAUCCCAGUUCUGCUGAACAAUAAUUGUCAUUCAAUAACAGAAUCAGUUCAAGAAGAAAUGGCAGAUUCACAUGUUGAAUGUGUUCGGGCUUUUUCAAGAGAAUAUCAAGGGAUGGAUGAGUGCAGUCGAAUGAAUUUCAGUAUGAGAUCCAACUACAAGCAUCAAAGUUCCUUGUUGGCCUCUGAUACUGUACAAGAGACAUGGAAAAAACUUCGCAAUUGUCACAUGGAUCUAAAACAAUAUGCCACCCUUGAACACAAAGAUGCUUCUAAAUUCCUGAAAUUUGCACAUGGGAUGAGUAAUUUAAUUUCAGAUGCCGACUUGUUACUCAGUGACUGUCAGUUACUAAUUCGCGAUAAUUUAAAACCUUCAAUGUUUCAAUGUGAGACAGCACAUUCUCUCAGCUGGUAUGAUGACCAAUUGAAGAUGGUUUCAACAAUUUCAGAACAUGGGAUGUGCUUGUACGCUAAACAUAUAGAUGCAGCGAGUGCAAAUAUUAUUUCUUCUGGCAGAGUGAAUUUGGCUCGGGAGAUGCUGGCAUCCGCAACCAAUACAAUGGCAUUAGGGAAAUUAGUUGGCCACCAUAAAAAAAGAAUCCAGAAAUUAGAUAUGGGCCUAUCAAGGAGUGGUAACUUGUUGGAAAGGGAAUCUGCAGCGUCUCUUUGCAGUGUAGUUCAGUCCAUAAUUCCCACAGGAUCAUAUUUAUCGGUAAAAGGCAAUGCACUUCAUGAGUACCUCUCAUCAUUGAGCCAGAUCUCAAGAUCAGAAGCAAAUCGUUUAUCCGAAAGCCUUCAGAAGUCUCGACGACGAGUACGUGUUGCAAGAAACUACUUGACUACCGCCACACCAUCUUUGAAUCCUGAAGAUUUGUCAUUGUUGAAUGAAUAUAAUUGUUAUCAAAAGGUAUCACCCCAAACCAUGGAAGAGGAUUGAGAGAAACUCUUUUCCAGUGAUAGCAAACAUUGUAGAUAAAUUUGGGUCAAGAGCAACAUCCAAUCAGAAGCCACAUUGAAGAAUAAAUUAAUCCUUGCUUGUAACUGGUGUAGUAAGUGGUGUCAUUUUCUUCAAUCUUGUGUCGAUUGCCAGGCCACGCAUCAACUAGAUGGCAUGCUUAGAUUAACUAGAGAUUACCUCUAGCUUAAACUUACCAUGUACUUGCACUGUAAAUCUUAUAGAUUUUUACAAAAAUUAUAGCGACUGUACAAGGCUAAAAGUAGCUUUAUAUAUAAUCAAAUCAGUUCUCAAUCAAAACACAAGGUUAAUUAGGUGGUUUUCUAAAGGCAGCUAGAGAAAUACUCGUAGAAGUCCUCUAGUCUUGUUUCUCUUGAUGGCAUUGUAUUUUCUAGGUGAAAGUGAGACAAACACACACUUAGCAAUAAUGUGUUGAAGUUGAGACUCGAACGUGAAGUUUUUCUAGAUUCAUUAAUUCUUCAGCAACUGAACUCUGCCCUUUGAUAUUAAUAUUUUUACCGGUUCA
Messenger RNA from Daucus carota subsp. sativus, 4841 nucleotides. RefSeq lists its product as uncharacterized. Gene Ontology annotation, biological process: DNA repair; mitotic DNA replication checkpoint signaling; DNA damage checkpoint signaling. NCBI's taxonomy places the organism in Eukaryota, Viridiplantae, Streptophyta, Magnoliopsida, Apiales, Apiaceae. Gene Ontology annotation, molecular function: DNA clamp loader activity; chromatin binding. The transcript is spliced from 19 exons. The record is from RefSeq and is a predicted model, not a curated record. The coding region runs from base 143 to 4297 and encodes 1384 amino acids.